GCAUCUCCGUCGUGGUCUUGGAGGACGUUGUGCUCGCCGAGUUGGCAAAAGCCGGCGACUUUCGCGACUUCAUCGAAGCGGUGCUCACGAAGAUGGAGGCUCCUCUUGAGAAACUCCUCGAUGGUACGGAGGAGCCUCCGUGUCUCCUCGUCGCCGACACAUUUCUCCUCGAAGCCGCCGUGAGGGUCGCCGGCCGGAGGAAUAUUCCGGUGGCCGCUUUCUGGCCGACAUCCGUCGCCAUGUUCACCUUGUACCAACAUCUUCACCUUCUAGAGCAAAAUGGGCACUACAACCUUCAAUUGUCAGAGGCAAAUGAUGUGAGAGUGGACUACGUGCCGGGACUCUCUCCGACCAGUCUCCACGAGAUUCUCGGCGUCUUCAAUGGCCUUCAUGACUUUAUCCUGCCAAAGUUUCGAGAAGCAUUCUCUCUCGUCCCAAAAACUCAAUGUGUAAUGAUCUCUUCCAUCUACGAACUCGAACCACAAGCGUUGGACCGCUUACGAGCCAUCCUCAAAACCCCAUUGCUCACCGUCGCACCACCCACGAGCAACGUGGCUCAUGGCCCGAGCCACCACGUGGACCAAGAUUACAUCAAGUGGCUCGACGGCCGACCGGAGGAUUCCGUUCUGUACAUCGCCUUCGGGAGCCACGUCCCGGUUUCACCUCAACAAAUGGAUGAAGUCAUGGCCGGUUUACGCGAAACCGGUGUGAACUUCUUGCUAGUGGCUCGGUCCAAUACCGAUGGGCUUAAAGAACUACGCGGAGACAAAGGGUUUGUCGUGCCGUGGUGCGACCAAGUUAGGGUUUUGUCACACAGAUCGGUCGGAGGGUUUUGGAGCCAUUGCGGUUGGAACUCGACGAAAGAAGGCGUCAUGGCCGGAGUCACGUUCUUAACGUUCCCGUUCUACGGCGAUCAGAUUCUCAUUAGCAAGUUAAUCGUUGAAGAUUGGAGAAUCGGGUUGAAAGUUAAGGAGCGUCACGACGAAGCUCUCGUGCCGAGGGAGAAGAUCGUCGAGGUCGUUAAGAAAAUCAUGGAUCCGAACCAUAACGAGUCGAAGGAGAUGAGGAAACGAGCCAAGGAGAUGAAAGAGAGGGUUCUUGAAAACGGAUCUUUAGGUGAAAACAUAGAUUCGUUCGUGAAGGUCAUACGGUCGGUGUCGAAGAAUCAGUAACUGGGAGAUUUGAAUAAGUUUUAUUUGUAUAAGUGGACCGACACUAUCCACGACCUCCUCUACCUCCACCACUAUCUGUAAUUUUAUAAGAUAUGAUUAAUAAUGCCUACGCGGCAACAUUAAAUGCGUCUUGUUUUGUGUGAGGAGAAUGGGCCCAUUGAGAAGGCCCAUAUUGUACGAUGGCUUGAAAGCCCAAAUUUCAAAGAA
Molecule: messenger RNA, 1379 nt
Organism: Tarenaya hassleriana
Lineage: Eukaryota; Viridiplantae; Streptophyta; Magnoliopsida; Brassicales; Cleomaceae
Product: UDP-glycosyltransferase 87A1-like
Exons: 2
Coding region: 93-1172 (359 amino acids)
Molecular function (GO): UDP-glycosyltransferase activity
Source: RefSeq, a predicted model, not a curated record